Molecule: messenger RNA, 2749 nt
Organism: Neolamprologus brichardi
Lineage: Eukaryota; Metazoa; Chordata; Actinopteri; Cichliformes; Cichlidae
Gene: hapln1b
Product: hyaluronan and proteoglycan link protein 1b
Biological process (GO): positive regulation of neuroblast proliferation; glial cell differentiation; skeletal system development
Cellular component (GO): synapse; perineuronal net
Molecular function (GO): hyaluronic acid binding
Source: RefSeq, a predicted model, not a curated record
CUGUUAUUGGAGUAGAUAGAGAAACACCCGCACCGCCUGCUGCUCUUAACUUGGUGCGUAAACGGUUUACGCUUCAAUCACCUUCUUGGCUGCAGCAGGAUUGAGGCUUCCAAACAGCGCACAGGGCGAGUGGUCAGAACCUAGCUGGUGAGUGAAGAUGAUUCCUGUGCUGAUCUGGGCUUUGAUAUCACUGAAUGUAGCAGAAAAUGACUUAGAUGCUCUGUACCCUGACCUGGAGCAUUCGAGAACCAUUUAUGUCACAGAAAAUGGCCCCCAACUGUCAGUGGUAGCAGAAAAAACCAAAGUGGUGUCGAGACGAGGGGGAAAUGCUACUUUACCAUGCACGAUUCUAAGGGACCAAACACUGGCACAAAACCGUAAGAUGCGGAUCAAAUGGACCAAGCUGACCUCAGACUAUCUAAAAGAGGUGGAUGUGUUUGUUGCCAUGGAUUAUCACAAAAGGAGUUAUGGCAGAUUCCAUGGACGUGUCCACCUACAAGGUUCUUCGGCCAUGGAUGCUUCUCUAGUCAUUACAGAAAUCACUUUGGAGGAUUAUGGGAGGUAUAAAUGUGAAGUCAUUGACGGACUGGAAGAUGGAACAGCAGUAGUGUCACUGGACCUUGAAGGUGUUGUCUUCCCAUACUACCCCCGCUUGGGACGCUACAACCUUAAUUUCUACGAUGCAGAGCGGGCGUGCCACGAUCAGGAUGCUAUCGUGGCAUCUUUUGACCAGCUGUAUGACACAUGGCGUGGAGGGAUGGACUGGUGCAAUGCUGGCUGGCUGUCUGAUGGCACAGUCCAGUAUCCCAUCAACACCCCCAGAGAACCCUGUGGUGGCAAGAACACAGUGCCAGGCAUUCGGAACUAUGGGUUGAGAGACAAGGACAAGAACCACUAUGAUGUUUUCUGCUUUACCUCCCACUACAAAGGUCGCUUCUACUACCUGAUACAACCCUUCAAGCUGACCUAUGAUGAGGCAGUCAGGGCAUGCCAAAAAGAUGGUGCUCAAAUUGCCAAGGUUGGCCAGAUGUAUGCUGCCUGGAAGCUGCUGGGCUAUGACCGCUGUGAUGCAGGCUGGUUGGAAGAUGGCAGUGUCCGUUACCCCAUCUCCCACCCGCGCCGGCGCUGCAGUCCCACUGAAGCUGCUGUUAGGUUCAGUGGCUUCCCUGACAAGAAGCAUAAGCUGUAUGGAGUGUAUUGUUUCAAGGGCCACAACUGAGCCACAACACACAUCCAGCAAACAAUUACAUACACUAACAUGCAUCAACACAUACAAUAAUGAGCAUAAUAAUUGAGAGAGAAAAAACAGAGAAAAAAGCACAUUCAAACUGUGAUAGUUUUUUUUUUUUAAAUAAAAACCUUAAGAUGUUUUAUCCAGACCGAUUCAUGUUGUGCUUUGUAAACUGGGACCUUAUAUUCUACAAGGGAUAGUUUACACAUAUUUAAGGUUUUUAUUAUUUAAUCAAUGCCCUUCAGAGAGGUGGGCACAGGUUGUGGGGAUUAGAUAACCUACAGCUACAGACAUACUGUCAUUUACAAAUGGACUAGGCUCGUCAAAGUCUGAAAGUCUGAAAGUCUGAAGCGUAACUAAUCCAAUCUCUGCUGUUCAAUGUUAACAAGGUGCUAAGACAGGUACUUUGUAAAUCAUCCUACCACCCAGUGUUUUAUUUUUUUAUACAAACGUGAUGAACCAAACACUAGUCUCAUCACCAAAAUGAAAAAGAAAUCAUUUAACUGUUAGCAUUGUUUAUGUUUUCUAAGUAUUUAGAAUGUGAUAAUCUAGAAAUGUAUUUCUGUUAAUGACUAUUUUUUGAUAUACUGUAGAAAUAUUUAGAAUAUAAUUUUUAUCUUUCUGGUCAAACUAUCCAAGUCUAUUGGGUUUACAUGAAACAUACAAUAACGGUGGAAAAAAACACCACAAAAAAUGAUUUUGCACUGAAUUUACAGAAUAUGAUGCAUAGAGGAGAGACAGCAGUUUGCUCUUUGCAGCAAUACAGAAUGCCUGGCAUGAAAAAAUACUUUGCAGUGCUAGAGUACGUUUUGUUCUUCAGAGCAUGCCUUGACUUCAACAGCAAAAUCGCUAUUAGAGUAUAGCUACUCUUGCUAUCUAUUUAGCGCCUUAUAGACUGCUAUUUUUGAUACAAAUGCCAUAGAUUCUUCUAGCUUAUUACCAGAGCCAGGCUUUGCCCUGCUUGUGACUGAUAUUGCUCAUUAGCCCAGCAAUCCCAGUGCAACCUAAGAGGACAAUCAAAAAAAUCCUGUUAUUCAGUUGUGGGUUUGACCUUCAGCAUGUGUUUGUAAUAUCAUAAAAAUCUGCUUUCUGCAUACAGUGUUGCUUGACCUUUAAAUCAAAUUUUUCUACUGCAUUCCUCUCCUAUGAUGGUGCUAGGCUGCUGUUAACUAGAAUUGUAGCUAGCAUUGGAAAAUUUAGAUUUAAAUCCAGGUUAUGCUCAGGUUUAUGUUUGAUCUAUUUUAGUCAACAAAAAAGCAAAACAAUAAAAAGAAAUAAAUAUUAGUCAUGUCACAAAAGCAAAGAUUUAGUUGUUUGUACCACUGAAGUUCUUUGUGCCAAAUGCAAAGAAAAAACCAAAAUAGUGACUGUUAGUAUGCUAACAGACACACAUGGCCAAUGACUACUACUCACACUGUGGAGUGUCAGCCUAAACAAGACUUGCAAACUUUUUGGACCCAAAAAUCUACCCUCUCUUUAACAAGUCAUAUAGUAUUGAUGCUUUGUGUGUGGGGGGGA